AUGUCGGCCGGCGUCAAAAUUCUGAUUUUUCUGGCCGUUUUUGCCGUCGCCGCUGCCAGGCUACAUUCAAUCACUUGUGGGUUUCUUUUAAAAGAGCUUCAUUAAAAUUAAGUUUACAGUCAGUUUUGACGAUGAACCAAGCCCCAUCAAGACCAAACCGUACGAUCAAGCCUACAAUGAUAGUUAGUUUUUGGAAGGUUUCAAAAAAAUCCCGUUUUUGCACAGAGAAACGCGCGGAGAACCUGAAAAAGCUGAAAGACGCCGGCGUGUCUCAGCCAUCGAUCGACAAGUUGGACGCCGUGUUCCUGAAAUAUGAGGUCACUUUUUUUGGAGUUUCAAACCCUUCCGUGGAAUUUUGUAGGAGAUCUACAAGAAGGAGCCGAACUUGUCCCAGGAGGAGUUCGAAAAGAAGUACAGCGUGGAUUAUUACAAAGACUUCUCCGCCGUCACCGACACGUUGCCGGAGGAGGACAAGGUCAAUUUUUUUCAAUUUUUUGUUAUUUCAAUGCUUGGGACAAAAGUAUCCGUUGCUUGCGACAAAAUUAUCGUAGCUUGGGACAAAAUAACAAAUGCUUGGGACAAAAUAAAAGUUGCUUGGGACAAAACUACCGUAGCUUGUGACAAAGUUAUCGUAAUUGGGACAUAAUCGCCGUGGCUUGAUGCAAAAUAAUCCAGCCUGGGACAAAAUUAUCGUAGCUUGGGGCAAAGCCAACGAAGCUUGGUACAAAAUCUCCGGGGCUUGAUGCAAAAUAAUCCAGCCUGAGACAAAAUUAUCGUAGUAGGAUAAAUCACCGUAGCUUGGGACAAAGUCAACAAAGCUUGGGACAAAAUCUCCGAAGUUUGAGACGUAAUUACCGAAGCUUGGGACAAAAUUAUCGUAGCUUGAGGCAAAGUCAACGAAGCUUGGGAAAAAAUAACCGUGGUUUGUGAAAAAAUGACCGAAGCUAGGGACAAAGUCAACGAAGCUUGGUACAAAAUCGCCGUGGCUUGAUGCAAAAUAAUCCAGCCUGGGACAAAAUUAUCGUAGUAGGAUAAAUCACCGUAGCUUGAGACAAAGUGAACAAAGCUUAGGGCACAACCACCGUAGCUUGACACGUAAUUAACGAAGAUUCCGACAAAAUUACCGUAGCUUGGGACAAAACCAUCGUAGCUUGGGACACAGAUACUGUAGCUUGGGACACAACAACCGUGGCUUGGGAAAAAAUUACCGGAGCUUGGGACAAAAUUACAGUAGUUUGGGCAAAUUAACCCUAGCUUAAGACUAAAUUACAGUAGCUUGGGACUAAACCGCCGUAGCUUGGGACAAAGUUACCGUCGCUUAAGACAAAAUCCUCUUAGCUUUAGAUAAAUUUAUCGUAGCUUGGACAAAAUUACCGUAGCUUGGGACAAAAUUACCGUGGCUUGGGACAAAAUCGCCUCAGGUUCAGGUAUUUCCGAAUUUUGCUCAACUUGUGAAAAUUGAAUGCUUCCUCAAGGCAACGAUGAAUGAACCGGUUAAAUUUUUUGGCCCCCGACCUGAAACGACUUGAGCCCUGACUCGUAAUUAGGCAUGGGUCCAGUCAACCUGAUCAAUCAAAGGAUCUUCAAAUAAAAAAUGGAUAAUUUCAGAAGAAAGUCGAGGGCAUCUUCUUCCCGAAAACCGGAGGCCGCAGGCACAAGUGGAUCCCUUCAAGCUAUUGA
Molecule: messenger RNA, 1680 nt
Organism: Caenorhabditis auriculariae
Lineage: Eukaryota; Metazoa; Nematoda; Chromadorea; Rhabditida; Rhabditidae
Source: the annotation of a GenBank genome assembly